GGCCGCUGCGGGUCCGGGCUUCGCGGGGACUGCGGCAGAGACCGCGGCGGGGACGGCGCCGCCAUGGGGGAGCUGUUCCGCAGCGAGGAGAUGACCCUGGCCCAGCUCUUCCUCCAGUCCGAGGCCGCGUACUGCUGUGUCAGCGAGCUGGGCGAGCUGGGGAAGGUCCAGUUCCGCGACCUGAACCCGGACGUGAACGUGUUCCAGCGUAAAUUCGUCAAUGAAGUCAGGAGGUGUGAAGAAAUGGACCGCAAGCUGAGGUUUGUUGAGAAGGAGAUUAAAAAAGCAAAUAUUCCUAUCAUGGACACUGGUGAAAACCCGGAGGUGCCUUUUCCACGUGACAUGAUUGACUUGGAGGCAAACUUUGAGAAAAUUGAAAAUGAGCUUAAAGAAAUCAACACAAACCAGGAAGCUCUGAAGAGAAACUUCUUGGAGCUGACAGAAUUAAAAUUUAUACUGCGUAAAACUCAGCAAUUUUUUGAUGAGGCUGAAUUGCAUCAUCAGCAGAUGGCGGAUCCAGACCUGUUGGAGGAAUCCUCUUCACUCCUGGAACCAAGCGAGAUGGGAAGAGGUGCCCCGCUGCGACUCGGGUUUGUGGCUGGUGUGAUCAACCGUGAGCGAAUCCCCAUGUUUGAGCGCAUGCUAUGGCGAGUGUGCCGAGGGAACGUAUUCCUGCGUCAAGCGGAAAUUGAAAACCCCCUGGAGGAUCCUGUAACGGGGGAUUAUGUGCACAAGUCUGUGUUUAUCAUCUUUUUCCAAGGCGACCAGCUGAAGAACAGAGUCAAGAAGAUAUGUGAAGGAUUCCGUGCCUCCCUCUACCCAUGCCCAGAAACACCACAGGAGCGGAAGGAAAUGGCUUCUGGUGUCAAUACCAGAAUUGAUGAUCUUCAGAUGGUGCUGAACCAAACAGAGGAUCAUCGCCAAAGGGUUUUGCAGGCAGCCGCUAAAAAUAUCCGUGUCUGGUUCAUCAAAGUACGCAAGAUGAAGGCUAUCUACCAUACCCUGAAUCUGUGCAAUAUCGAUGUGACACAGAAGUGUUUGAUUGCUGAAGUCUGGUGUCCUGUUGCUGACCUCGAUUCUAUCCAGUUUGCUCUCAGGAGAGGCACUGAGCACAGCGGAUCCACUGUCCCAUCUAUUUUAAACAGGAUGCAAACCAAUCAGACCCCACCAACAUACAACAAAACUAACAAGUUUACUUCUGGCUUUCAAAACAUUGUUGAUGCUUAUGGCAUUGGCACAUAUCGGGAAAUAAAUCCAGCACCGUAUACGAUCAUUACCUUCCCUUUUCUGUUUGCUGUGAUGUUUGGAGAUUUUGGCCAUGGAAUCCUGAUGACUCUGAUUGCUGUUUGGAUGGUGCUUAGGGAAAGUCGUAUUCUGUCACAGAAGAGUGACAAUGAGAUGUUCAACAUGGUUUUUAGUGGUCGAUACAUCAUUCUGCUGAUGGGACUGUUCUCCACUUACACAGGCCUCAUCUACAACGACUGCUUCUCCAAGUCUCUUAAUAUGUUCGGUUCAUCAUGGAGUGUCCGGCCGAUGUUCUCAAAAGGCAAUUGGUCAGAUGCCUUGCUAGAGAAUACUCCUCUGCUUCAGCUGAACCCUGCUAUUCCAGGGGUGUUCGGUGGACCCUACCCCUUUGGCAUUGACCCGAUUUGGAAUAUUGCUAGCAAUAAGUUGGCCUUCCUCAAUUCGUUUAAGAUGAAAAUGUCUGUGAUUCUUGGCAUUAUCCACAUGCUCUUUGGUGUCACGUUGAGUCUUCUCAACCAUAUCUAUUUUAAGAAGCCACUGAACAUCUACCUUGGAUUUAUUCCAGAAAUUAUUUUCAUGUCAUCACUGUUUGGAUACCUUGUUAUUCUCAUUUUCUACAAAUGGACAGCCUAUGAUGCUCACACGUCAAAGGAUGCACCAAGCCUUUUAAUACAUUUUAUCAACAUGUUUCUGUUCUCCUAUAGUGAUACCAGUAAUAAGAUGCUUUAUAAAGGGCAGCAAGGGCUCCAGUGUUUCCUUGUGGUGGUGGCGUUACUGUGUGUGCCAUGGAUGCUGGUAGCUAAACCCCUGGUCCUUCGCCAUCAGUAUUUAAGGAGAAAACACUUGGAAGGGCAACCCGUGGAGGCCCAAGUCAGCACAGUCCCGAACGAGCAGGCACUAGAGGCAGCAGCGGCUGCAACAGGAACGCACAACUUUGGUGGGAUCCGGGUGGGCAAUGGACCAACUGAGGAGGAUGCUGAGAUCAUUCAACAUGACCAGCUAUCUACCCAUUCCGAGGAGGGGGAAGAGCCUACAGAGGAUGAGGUGUUUGACUUUGGCGAUACUGUGGUGUACCAGGCUAUCCACACCAUUGAAUAUUGCCUGGGGUGCAUUUCAAACACCGCGUCCUACUUGAGGCUCUGGGCUCUCAGCUUAGCCCAUGCACAGCUCUCGGAGGUGCUCUGGACCAUGGUGAUCCACAUUGGCCUCAGCGUGAGGAGUCUGGGUGGAGGCUUUGGCCUCUUCUUCAUAUUUGCUGCUUUCGCUACCCUGACAGUAGCAAUUCUUCUGGUCAUGGAGGGGCUGUCUGCUUUUCUCCAUGCUCUUCGCUUGCACUGGAUCGAGUUCCAGAACAAGUUCUACACUGGCACUGGAUUCAAGUUUCUCCCUUUCUCCUUUGAUACCAUCCGUGAGGGGAGGUUUGACGAUUAAAGAUCCCUCUGCUCAAGCAGUGUUAAACGUCGUGUGUUUAUGGCUAGCCCUCUCCCGUGUGUCUGAGUUGCAUGUAAUCCUCCCAUAGUGAAAAUAACUUAUUGCAGCACCCUCGAGUGUUACCAUGGCGUUCCAAAGCCAAGAGCUUUGAUAUUCUCGGGUAAUGAGUGACACUGGAUCAAAGAAACUUUUUGUUCCUCAAGUUUACCACUGAAGAUACUAAGUGCAUGAAGUGUCUGAGUUUGGUGUGUAAUAGUGUACUUCUCGUGUUGUGAAUUCCCUGGCAGGCUUAUCAGGGCGGUUUGAGAGAAAUGCAGCUAUGGCUGAGCGGGCAUACAAGCACAUGGAGAAAAGGCGUAACAACUUCAGCUUGCACAAAGCUUGCUGCUUGGGAAGAGAUUUUUUUUUUUUUUAAGAAAGUUUUACAUGUGGAUCCUAUGUAUCUCUGGCUCUGAUUAAACAAACUAUGAGCAGCGGGCAGCUGACAAUCCAGGGCGUGCUUCUCCUACCUCCAGGGCUUCCACGUGGGCCAUGUUUCAAUCUGACAAAAACAAUGUCCCAUCCCAUGCAGGGAUUCAGCUCCUUGAACUCUGGCUGGGGCUUGAGGAGCCGAUGUGAAGGGGUAGGACUCAGCCUCAGCUAAGUGUGUGGUGGCUCUCUGUUUGCUCUAGUGAUGGGGAAAUGCCUUGUCCUUGCCAGAAAGGCGGUUCCUUUCCUCCCUGGAGAAGAGGCGCUCCUUUAACUGUGCACCUGCACACUCCUAUCCCAGGCAAAGCCCUGUGUCCGGCAGCGAAGGCCCGUUCCGCCUCUUGUUUCUGGAGGCAGAGGUGGGAACGGGGGGCUCAGGCGCAGGGGGCUUGGCUGCCUUGCUGUGGCCUGGGGCGAGAUGGCGGAGGGACAGGCUGCGGCGCAAACUGUCACCUCGGGUACUGACCACUGGCAGUGGAACGUCGUGGGUUUCUUGUGUAAAGACAAAGCCCUGAGGCUGCAAAGCCCUAGAGGCACAUCCAGAUAAUGCCCGUGCAGACUUGGCAUCAGUGGAGGCAGCUUUUGCAAAGGUGGAGGUACUACUGAUGUAUGUUGUCAUGUAUGCUCUGGGUCUGAGGAGCCCUUUAAGGGAGAACAGAGGCUGAGUCUUGCCAAAAUAGUCCCAUGGCAGUGGCGUCUCGGCGGUAUUUCCCCGGGGUAGCUGUUGCUUUUUCUCCUGUGCAAGAUGUGAAUAAUUUCUUGCCCUCCUCAACCUGAUGUAGCUGUAGGAGCAGGGGCGGGGGGUGUGUGUUAGUGCUGUGUGUUAAUUGUUGUCUUUAAUUCUCACAGUGGAUCUGAAGUAUUUGUGUAUGAACAGAUUAGAACAAUAACGAGAAUCAUUGUAACCUGGAAUUGAGGAGGAAAUGCCACGUGGUGCAGGGCUGUUAAAAAUUACGUGAGAAAGGCGCAUGUGCACUGCACGCUGCAACGGGUGCAUGCACGGAGCACGGGGAUCCUUGUGCUGUGCGUGGGCAUCUUCUGGGUAAUCGUUGUGUUUACAGGUAGACUCGGGUGUAUGUUUACAGUGGUGUUUGCAGAACAAAAGAUGAAAUCAAAACGUGUCUGCAGGUGGAGCAGUGACACCAGUCCUGCUGCCCGGGUGAAAUGCAUUGCUGAUUGUCACUGUAUAAAUUAAACUAAC
Messenger RNA from Gymnogyps californianus (California condor), 4345 nucleotides. RefSeq names its product ATPase H+ transporting V0 subunit a1 (gene ATP6V0A1). NCBI's taxonomy places the organism in Eukaryota, Metazoa, Chordata, Aves, Accipitriformes, Cathartidae. The record is from RefSeq and is a predicted model, not a curated record. Gene Ontology annotation, molecular function: proton-transporting ATPase activity, rotational mechanism; ATPase binding. The transcript is spliced from 23 exons. Bases 64 to 2676 code for a protein of 870 amino acids. Gene Ontology annotation, biological process: vacuolar acidification; proton transmembrane transport. Gene Ontology annotation, cellular component: vacuolar proton-transporting V-type ATPase complex; plasma membrane; vacuolar proton-transporting V-type ATPase, V0 domain.